Molecule: messenger RNA, 3977 nt
Organism: Bombina bombina (fire-bellied toad)
Lineage: Eukaryota; Metazoa; Chordata; Amphibia; Anura; Bombinatoridae
Gene: RUSC1
Product: RUN and SH3 domain containing 1
Exons: 9
Coding region: 110-2080 (656 amino acids)
Cellular component (GO): cytoplasmic vesicle
Molecular function (GO): protein binding
Source: RefSeq, a predicted model, not a curated record
UUUAACCAAUCACAUGUGCCUUAUAUUACAUAGUAUUGGAUGUCCACAGGGUCCCAGUUCCGCCGUGUGAGGGUCUCCUGGCAAACUUGCUGGACUUGACAAGCUGUUGAUGGCAGAAAGAGGAGAAGAUCCCUUGCACAAGGAGAAAAAAGGUUUGUUAGUUGCAAUCAGCUCAUCAGUGGAUAAAAUCAUUUGUCAUUUCAAUACCAGCAGAAACCUGGUGCAGAAGGCUCGGCUUGGGGACAGCAGGCUGAGUCCAGAACUUGGGUACCUCAUUUUGAAUAGCCUGUGUCCAUCUCUUUAUGCACUGCUCAACAAUGGAUUGAAGCCUUUCCAGAAGGAUGUGAUCCUAGGCAGGAGAAGGCUGAGUCCUUGGAGUCUAGUGGAGGCCUCAGUCAAACCAGGAUCAACUAAGGAAACCAUACACAAUCUGUUCUGUGCUGUCAGCCACCUUUCCCAACUCAGAGAUCCCAAAAGGAGGUUUAAUGCCUUCAUAUUCGGUCUACUGAACACAAAACAACUGGAUACCUGGAUAUCACAUAUGAAUCAAAACUAUGACUUGUUCUCCAUCUUUUUUGAUCCUACCGCAUUCCUAGCUCUGGCUUCAGGCUCUAACCCAGAACUGUGUGAGGAGCUGCUCUUGACAUUGCAGCCUCUUUCAGCUCUAACCUUUCACCUGGACCUGCUAUUUGAGCAUCACCACCUUCCCUUGCCAGAUCCUUCGGUUUCACCACGGUUGGUUACCCAUGGGCAGGGAGAUACAUGGGGAAGAGCCUCACUACAACAUAUAUUUCACUGGGGUGGACAACUUGCACACAGCCUAGUACACAAUGCAGAGCAAAAGAGGUUCCCUGCUGGCAGGGAAAAUUCACAGAACAGGUCCACUCUUCAUACAGAUAUUUCACAGGACCAGUCUGCUCUUUCCAGAGAUUCCCCACAGGACUCAUACUCUCUUCUUAGUGAUACCCGUCAAGACUCGCAAUCCUCUCCAAGUGACACUCCACAAGAUGUGCCUUCUUCUAAUAAAAUUAAGCAUGAUUCAUCCUCUCCUGAUGGAGAAAAUACAGAUGGCUUAUCCCCACCUGUCAGUGAAAUCACACAGGACUUAUCCUCCCGCACAACAGAAAUUCAACAGAAUUUGCCAUGUGCUUCUAAAGAAGAAGAACAUGGUUCAUCUUGCUCUCCCAAAGACAACCAACAGGAUUUAUUGGUCGACAAAAAAAAUGCCACACAAGUCUUGUCCCCUUUAUCCAGUGAAACUGCACAGGAGUUGAUCUCUUCGCUGAGUGAUACAAUACACAACAUUUUGUCUCCACACACUGAAACCCCACAAGACUCAAGCAGUAGAUGGUGGGGACAUCUUGCCCAGGCUUCACGAGUGUACAUGCCCUCAAGCAUAGAAACCUUUCCUUUCACAAGAUGGAGUAAACUAAGAAGCUGGGGGACACCAGAGAGAGAACAAGAAGCCACAAAUGUAAAACAGGAGGGCAUCACAGGGAAAGGGGAAACAUUUGCAAUAACCUCUCAAAAUACAACAAAGAUUGUGGAUUGCAGGGAAGAACCAGCAUUGGACCAGUACAUUAUGGAGUCAUCAAGGACUUUCCCCCAUACUCACAUAGGCCCUACGCAAAAAAAUGCAUAUUGUACCACAUAUUCAAGCCAUAUAAAGACUGCUGAAUUGCCUCAGAACACUGAAGGAUGGGGUUCUUGGUUUGGGCAUCUUUUCGGAGCAAAUACCUUCCCCAACAAAGAGAUGGAAACAAAAAAUGUUAAAUCCAGACGGCCCUCGAGUUGGCUACAACCUAAUAUUAAUGUUUUUGAUCUGGUAAAAAAACCCUUGAUGCCAGAAAGAUUACCUCUACCACAGAAAGCCAGUGGAGAUGGGCAUCAGAAUUCCAGCAAACAUGAAAGGUCUCUUCGGGCUCUCUGUGACCACGCCAGUUCAGAUCAGACCCAUCUUAGCUUUAGGAGAGGGGAUAUAUUGCAGUUGCUUGACACAGUGGAUGAAGACUGGAUCCGUUGCCAGCGUGGAAGGGAUACAGGCCUAGUGCCAGUGGGAUAUACAUCACUGAUACUUUAAUAUCCUCAAGAAAGGACUCCUCACCAUAGUUCCACUGCAGAGGCCAACAGUAUACUCAGGAAAUCUGUCAGUGGAUGGGUUACUAUGUGCAGAGAAAUCAACAGAUUUUUUUGGGGCCCUGGUACCUCAUGUUCUGCACCACCAUAGACUCCAUUUUACAAGGACAUACAGUUAUCUAUCUCAUCAGAUAGACAGGCACUGCUUCUCCAUUUAUAUAUGUUUGUCACCCUAUGAACACAGCACAUUGGUACCCUCAAUAUGCAUGGUGCUCCUUAUUCACACAUCAUAUGACACUUUUAUUCUCAGUACCAUACAAUUUUGCACUCACCCCCAAUGCACACAGUGCUCUGAAAUGUCUUUAUAUUAUUAUUAUUAUUAUUAUUAUUAAUUGAUCUCUGCUUUGUCAGAUAAAUACAUCCCUCUGAUGAUACAUUACAUGCAAUAGCACUCUUGUAUACCUAUGAACUACUUCACUAAUAUACCCAGGUUGGUCAUCAGCCCCCAUACACACAUUGCUCCUCAACUAACAUUACAGCUGCCCGGACCCUCUAUAUCUGUGCCAAGCACCUCUGGUAGCAAAGAUCUUUGUUUCUGUAACACAUAGCAUGAUGCACAUUCAACCCUAGAAACAAAGGGCACUUUCAUCCCAUCACAAGCAACACAUUCUGCUCUAUGCUCACUAAUACUUACAACAUUCUGUGCCUCAUACAAAGCGACACAAUACCACAAAGCUUUUAAAUCUCUUGACAGAUAUGCAAAGUGCUAAGCACUCUGAAAUACAUACAGUAUUCUGCACACCUUGAUGUAAAUGAUGUUAAGCAAACUUUGUUGCUCCAACUGCUACUGACAGUAUUCUUAUCCUCUGUACAUACAGAACACAGUAUCUUCAGAUAUCCGUAGCAUCCCACAUCUCCCAAACAAAGUUCUACUCUGUGCUGUGCCCUCUCUAAUAAAUACAUUGCUCUUCAUGCCUUUUAUACAAACAACACCCACUAUCCCAAGUAGACACAAAUUGUUUGGCUCUUCUUGAUACACCUGAAAUGUUCUUCAUCUCCUGAUAAAUAUAGCACUAUGCUCUUCAAUGAAAUACUGCUGUGUACCACUACAGACCACAUUCCUCUGCUGUUAAAGGGAUACUGAACGCAAAUUUUUCCUUUCAUGAUUCAGAUAGAGCAUGUCAUUUUAAGCAACUUUCUAAUUUACGCCUAUUAUCAUUUUUUUAUUUGUUCUCUUUGUAUCUUUAUUUGAAAAAGCAGGAAUGUAAGCUUACGAGCCAGCCCAUCUUUGGUUCAGAACCUGGGUAUCGCUUGCUGAUUGAUGGCUAAAUAAUUUGGGUUCAGUAUCUCUUUAAUGAUGCAGAACUCCUGUAACAUAUACACAUCAGUUCUGCAAUCCUCACUCCCAUGUAUAUAUGCAGCGUUACCAUCUGCUCUGGGGAUAUACAUCGCACUGCACCUAGAGGCACACUAUACUACACCCAUGAUUUUAAUAGAACACUCUACACCUACUGACACACACUGCUCAGUGUGCACCCAGUACUCACAAAGCUCUACACUUCUUGCUACACACAUGGAUCUGUAUCUCCUGAUACUUACACAGCUAAGCAUAUGUAGUUGACAUUUCAAUACACAAACCACUAUAUAUAUAUAUAUAUAUAUAUAUAUAUAUAUACACACACACUCACACACACAGGUAAUUUUCCUUUUACAGAAUCACACUUCUCCACAGUUCAUGAUUCAUAUAGCACUCUGCAUGUCCUUAGACAUGAAGGGCCAUGAACCAAUCACUAUGUAACACACAAUAACUCUUUAUACGCUAUACUUUCUUAUAAACCAUACUAUAUGUAAUAGACAAAUAGGAAUCCAAUAAUAAAUGUACAGCUCUGCUCUUCCUGAAA